Molecule: messenger RNA, 1023 nt
Organism: Emiliania huxleyi CCMP1516
Lineage: Eukaryota; Haptophyta; Isochrysidales; Noelaerhabdaceae
Exons: 6
Coding region: 1-1023 (340 amino acids)
Source: RefSeq, a predicted model, not a curated record
AUGCCCCCACGCGCGUCCGACAAUUCCGACCAGAGGAGCUUCCGAGCCAGCUCUCGCAGAGCAAAGCCAACUCGGCAGAGCCCGGUCGGCGACCGGCCAGCCGCUCCGCCGCCCAUCCAGUCGGGAUGGGCUGAAGACCUCAAGGCAGUGGCGGCGGUUCAGCCAGCGGCGGCGGCGCCGAGCACGAGCAGGCAGCUCAUGCCGGCAAAGGCGGCAGACAAGGAGAAUGUGGACCUCCGCUCGAGCGGCGCCAAGAUCGAAGAUUCCGAUCCCGACAUCUUCCCGACAGUAUAUAUAAUUUCUUCCGACGCGAGGCUCGAGCGUGUGCCAAGGAGCGUGCGCCAGAUCUGCAUUGCGCCUGUCAUCCCGGAUGAGGAGGCCGUGAACGGCCUGUCCUCGUACGGCAAGUACCUCCUGACCAAGGGCGCGCGCCAGAACCACUUUGAGUAUUGCUAUGGCGGCGCCCUUGGCUGUCUGCUCGCGCACCGCAACGCGUGGGAGCAGGUGGUGCGGCGGCCAGAGGCCUAUGGGGUCGUGCUUGAGAACAACGCAGUCGUGGAGGACCUCGGCAUCCUGCAAGCCUUGCAUCGGAGCUGCCUCACGCACGGCACACCGCCAGUUCCUCGAGGCAUAAGCCUCGCGGCUUCAUAUGACCACCCGCAAAGGCACCUGCAAGCGUGGAUUGCGCCGUGGAUCGUCCGGAUGCGGGACCCUGUCGCGUCAACUAAGUGCUACCUGAUCAGCCGGCGGUUUGCCGAGCACAUGCUCAAUUUUGUCGACCGGAUGCUCCGCUUGCAGCAGCUCCCACCCACCCACGUCGAUUUUCUCCUCUGCUUUGAGUGUAUGCACGGCACCACUGGGUUUACCGGCGGCGUCUAUGCCAAGAACGACGUGAUCCGGAUCACGCGCAGCUCUCAGUGCACGACUCCUAGGAUAGCGCACUCCCAGUAUGCGCAGUUCGCCAAGCGCAACUUCACGCGGCUGCUGCCCAAGAAGGUCGACAUCUCAUGGGGUCGAAUGUGA